Molecule: messenger RNA, 1108 nt
Organism: Volvox carteri f. nagariensis
Lineage: Eukaryota; Viridiplantae; Chlorophyta; Chlorophyceae; Chlamydomonadales; Volvocaceae
Exons: 5
Coding region: 119-1108 (329 amino acids)
Source: RefSeq, a predicted model, not a curated record
UCGUACACAUAAAUUGGGGUCUGGCCUUCGGCAAUCCUUAAGGCCUAUCGCAUAAACCACUACAAGCCUUGACGUUAGGCUAUUUUCCUACAAACGCCGUUCCCGAAGCCGCUUCUCCAUGGCUCGGAAGAAGACGGCAAGCACAAUGGUCGCGGCAGCCCUGCGCAAAGUCUGCGAUGCACUGGAACAGGUUUUCACCAAAUUCUCUAUGGACACGUUCAAGGGCCUACGUGUUAAAUUGAGUGCCGCGAAUGGGCUGGAUGCGUACGAAUGGGGCUGGAUGAGCGAUCGUCGGCUUAUGCCACACCUCGAGCACUUGGUGAAGAACGCGUACGCUGUGGGGCAGCUGCAGGCACCUGCACCGCAGGUCCGAGUCACAGCUCGGAAACAGCAAGCGGACGACAUCCAGCGUCCCGAGGCGGAAUCCUACUUCGUAAGGAAUCUAGGGCGAUUGGCCUGGCAGGCAAGUUGGAGACGGCAUGGUGCUGGGGAGCUGUCAUUCCCGCUGUACUAUCUCCUGCAGAACACGUUCGGCACUGCGGCGCAGCUGCGAGCCACGAGGGAGGAACUGAUGCGGAGUUUUGAGGUGAAUAUGCAUGUAGUCGCUGCAUGCUUUCAACAUCACCAAUCAAGUUUUUGGGUGCGAGUGCAGGAAGGGAAGCAGGCAGCCAAGCGGGCAGGGGCACGCAGCAUGGCAGCUGAUUUGCUGGAUGGGAAUCUCAGUGAUGCAGAGGACCUUGAGGAGGAUGUGGUCGACGUGGGAGGCAGAAACGGGCAGGUCUGCCACAGAGCAGGUAAUGUAUGGUCUUGGCACAUUGGGCAUUGUUGCAUUGCUGACCGAUGGUACCCUUGUACAGGGACAUCGGCCGCGGCGGUCGACCAGCAGCAGCUGCAGUGUGCCUUUGAGCGUUUCAGGCAUGUCCGAAGUGAGGGCUGCACUAGUGGAGGUUGGUGUGAGGCUGAGCCGGACGGAGUUGGGUGCAGCACUCACACUCAAGACUGCAGGGUUAUCAUGGGGGCAGCCGACAUCGCAGCAGUACCUGCCCCCAAUCCCCAACUUUGCAACCCGAUGCAAGGGCCUAAGGACUAUAUCAGUCUUCAUCUUUAA